Messenger RNA from Gigantopelta aegis, 4049 nucleotides. RefSeq lists its product as uncharacterized. The transcript is spliced from 2 exons. NCBI's taxonomy places the organism in Eukaryota, Metazoa, Mollusca, Gastropoda, Neomphalida, Peltospiridae. The coding region runs from base 222 to 995 and encodes 257 amino acids. The record is from RefSeq and is a predicted model, not a curated record.
ACUCCAAAUGUCCAGUCCCAGGCUGUGGGACAUGCACCCGUAAAUUACGGGCGCAUGCCCUGUCAGUACACAUCCCGGGAAUCUUGGGGGCAGCAAAUCCACGUACCCCAAACCUGGCUACCAUUCGGUGGGCGGCAGUGAGAGACCUGGCAAGGAGGGUCUGCGGACCGUCGGGUACUCCGCGACAGUUGGCUAGUAGACUGGGACCAUUGAUCCCGAGUAUGGUGGGCCCGUCAGAGGUGGACAUGCCCGCAAUAGAACAGAUGGCCCGUUUUCUGGGUGAGCCAUCUCAGCAGUUUACUCUACAUCCAGUGUUGAGCAUGUCUGCGCUCAUACACUGGAGAGCGUUGUUACAUGCGGUGGCAUUGUUGUCACUAGAGGACCGCCGUUGGUUUUUGGGAUGGUCGGCUCAGGGGGUAGAUAUUCCUCGAGAUAAGUGUAUCCUGGCGGGAACAGAGAUUUCUCACGACGAUGCCCCGGGAAGUUUGGUAAUAACAGGGAGCGGGAAGUCUCUGUCGGUAGAAGGGGACACUAGGGUGGUCUUAGUUGGGGCAGAGCCCGGUGAGAGCUGGGCGGCUUCUUCUGGGCCAUUAGUCGAGGGGAGGGGUCGGCUUCAAGGGGUGGAUGCCCAUUUUCAUCCAAAGUCUUGUGCCCGGGUAAUGAAACUGGGCACAGAUCCCAGUUUGGAGAAAGUGGUGCGGUACAACUAUCCACACCGUAUUCCCUGCCCCGCUAUUGAUGUGAUAGGGGGUGUGUCAGUGUACAUCGAGCCGGGUCACGUUCCACCUACGGUGGAAUGCUACCCGGCCUGGAAAGUGGUAGUAGGGAUUCAUCCCCGAUUCGCAACCACGGUCCAAGACGCGGAUAGGGGAUGGGUGGAGGGGAAAUUGGAGUCGUGGCCCUCUCGCGGCUGGUAUCCUUCUCCUCCAGGAGAGGUGCCCCCCAACCCAAAAAAUUCACUUAACCUCUUUCGACGGGGGGUGCCAAGCAGUUAAGGAUGCCUGUAGGUUGUUCCCGGAGGCCUAUUUUGGGGUCUCCGGGAAGGUGUUUGCAAUCGACGGGGAACAACGCCAGGCAGUGGCGCUUAUCCCUGUCGAUCGUCUUCUAUUAGAGACAAAUGCUCCUCAUAUCGGACUGAGGGGCCAAGGUCCUAGCGGCCCGAGUUACCUCGGAGAGGUGGCAGCCGAGGUGGCCCGGGUUCGAAAAACCUCCCUGGAAGCAGUGCUGCAAAGCACUGUUUCCAACGCCCGGCGGUUGUACGGGCUGGUUAACCGGUAAAGAAAAUAAAACGGAAGGGUGAUUAUUAAACCAGUAGGUCAUAUGGGUUGUCUGUACGGAACGGGUUGGUACCCGGCAUUAGCUGGGAACAACCUUCCAUAUCAUAGAGAUAUGUACUGAAUUUAAAAUAUUGAACAUAAUUAUUUCACAAUGGUGGGGGAUUUUCACUGGUGGUAUAUUUUAAUUAUGGUCUGCUAGACAAGAGAAUUAGGGCUAAAUUCGAAUAACUGUAUGAUAUGUCUAAUUAUAAUGUUUUAUUUCAGGUCUAACAAUAUUAUCCAGUUGAAUGUAUUUCAGGUGAAUGGUUGGUGUUCAGCAUCCACUUGGGGAACAGUUAAUUGGGUAUGGGAGGCCUGUGGGUAAGUAAUCAUAGAAGAUGUCCCAGGAAGGGGGGUUGGAUUUUGGGUAAUUGGGAACAGACCUGAUUUUUAAGGGGUCUCUUCUCAGGUAAGUAUGUAAUACUCAGAAGAUAAAACAGGACAUAAAAUUAUAUUUUUCCUGGAUGAUGCGGACCUUUUCCAUCUUUUGUGAGGGGGAGGGAAGGUAUCUGCCAUGAAAAAUCCUGUUUUAUCUUGUUUUCCUUAGGGAGAGGGUCCCAAAUUAUUUUGUGGGGGAAUAAUAGUUAAUUUUCAAUUAACUAUUGCUAAGUUGAGGGAUAAUUAUUUGAAUUAUGACUCUUUUUUGGUAAGGAUGUAAUUAGGAGGCCAACAUCAUAUAGGGCAAAAUGUGAUGGACCAGUUUUUUUGUUAGGUUUGUGUAAUAUAAUGUAAUAUAGUUGCCUUGACUGACAUUUGCAAAAGGCUGAGUUGGAAUUUAUUUAACUGUUAACUUUUAAGUGUUUAACUUUUAAGUGUUUAAGUGUUUAACUUUUAAGUGUUCAACUUUAAGUGUUAUUCAAGGAGUAGUUCUUGGUGUUUCAUUAUUAAUAUUCCUGGAUGUGACUUUAACUGUGCUUAAGGCAUAACUUUAAUAUUUCUGGAUGUGACUUUAACUGUGCUUAAUGCAUAAUUUGAAUAUUCAUGGAUUUGACUUUAACUAUGCUCAAUGGAUAAUAUUCGUGGAUAUAACUUUAAUGGCUUUUCUGGAUGCCACCGCCAGAUAAGUCAGUAUCUUUUUUACUAACAGGAUAUGACUGUUUCUUUUGGGGGGUAGUCUUAACCUAUAACAACAGGAAACUCUGGAUGUUUACAAAGAACCUGUUUAUUCAUGGAUGGUCGUUGAAUCCUGGCCCGGAUGAGUCCGAGCCAGUAACCCGCUGGUGAAGUGUUUAAUGUUCCUUGGAAAUUCGGGAGGUGAUCUUCUCUUCUAUAAAACGGGGGAGAGUGUGGUGACUCGCGACCAGUCGACGACCGGAUGUCAAAAUUGGAACUGGUCCGCUGCCUGACACCCCUGGAGACAAAUAAUCUACUGGUGCCUUACCAUGUAGGGAUUGGCGGGAAAAAGGGACCCGCCCAUUGGACGAGGAGCGUCACAUGGCAAAAAACGAGAGCAGACGAUUCUGGAAAGGAGAGGCGACACUCUUGCAUCUGAACCGCCAACAGGCUAGAAGCAUACUAAUCCUGAUAAUCAGAUAAAUCUCGUCCUAGGCGUGGUGGCCGUCGUCGCGCAGUAUCCGAACUGUACCUGUGAGCAACGAAAGGGCGAGAUGCAGAUGUUUUACCAGAUGAUGAUCAACUCGGUGAUCUCCACCAUGCAUUCCAUGCAGAACAAUAAUCAACAAAGUUUUUAUGGUGCUGCUGGUGGUCGGAAAUAGGUGAGUAAAUUAAUAGUAUCUGGUAUCGUGCUGCCUUGAAACCGCACAAAGCUGCGCCUCCUAUGUUAUAUUGUUGGAUUGAAUGAAUGUUUAGCGAAACCCUAGCACAAAACUACACAUAGGCUAUUGGGUGUAACAAAGGGUAAGGAUAUGAAUAUAUUAUUUAUAAAAUUAUGUGAAACCACAGUAAGGAGCUGGGGGGGGGGGGGGGGGGGGGGGGGGGGCUGGGGAUAUAAUAUAACCACCCCCAGCACAAAAAUACACAUCGGCUAGUGUUAUUGUUGGUUUUAGUUAAAACGUUUCAAUGUAUCAAACACAAAACGAUUGUGGUACUAGCCAUAAACUGUGAAAUUAGAUAUAUCUUACCCUUAUAGACUACUAGUAUUCCUGUUAGCAACAAACUGAUGUGUUUAAGAAAACUGCCACAAACAGUGUAUCACAAAUCAUUAUAUUACUAAUGGUAAUAACUAAUGGUAAAUGACCCAAUGCAUCCACCAAUGAGGGUGAAACAUCUGGUAUGUGGUAUUGUAAGAGCACUACUAAUUUACCGUGACAGAUCUCGCACUGAACGAGAGUUCACGUUUUAAGGGUAACCAUCAUUCAUGCUCCUCAUCAUUUCGCUGAGACAAAUUUAAGGAUUGUACUUAAUUACUCCCAUUAGCAUGUGAAUUUUACAUGGUAUCACAUGGCAAUAUUGUAAACGGCUCGACAUAAUCUAAGUUAGGGGAGCAAUUAAUCACUCCACUCAUGUUUUUCACGGCGAGGUCUAACGUCAUAUUAGUCUUUAGAUUGGCAUCAAUCGUAUCCAAUUUAUAUCAUAAAACUUAUAAUAACGUUUGCCUCAACCAUUAUUAUUGUUUGUUUUGUUUAGUGUUUUUUGUCGGGUUUUUUCUUUGCAGAUCCCACACAUGAAGAUCUGAAGAAGAGAAAUUCAUUCUGAGAAAAUACAUCCAAAAUGUAAAAAAUGCAAACGUUGUUUUCAUUAUGUAUCAAUUUUUCUGUAGAAGCAUAGAGACAA